Gastrolobium bilobum is the source of this 1383-nucleotide messenger RNA. Its product is annotated as gibberellin 2-beta-dioxygenase 8-like. The record is from RefSeq and is a predicted model, not a curated record. The coding region runs from base 295 to 1284 and encodes 329 amino acids. The transcript has 4 exons. Lineage: Eukaryota; Viridiplantae; Streptophyta; Magnoliopsida; Fabales; Fabaceae.
UUCUUAUAUAAAUUUGAUUUCUGUUGAUCCCAAUACUAGCUGUAGCUAGUGUCUUUCUUUGGUAGAAUUAUUGGUAGAAUUAAAUUAUUGGUAGAAUUAAAUUACAAUAAAUUAAGUCCUUAUAUAUAGCUACCAAAGGAUCCCUCUAUUUCCUUUUUACAUUUACAUUUUCUAUAUUUCUUUUCCCCAGCUUUCUUACUUAGAGGUCGCAUUUGCAAGCUAUGAAGUUGGUUGAAAUGCCAUAAUCAUCAUUUCAAAAGAUCAAGCACAGCUUAUUAAUUAGAUAGCUCUCAAAUGGAUUAUGAACCUCCAUUUCUUGAGACCUACAAGACCCUUUUGCAAAAACACCUUGUGGACUCAAAAAAUGAUUCCUGCUCUAUGGUGGAGACAUGUGAGUUACCUUUGAUUGAUCUUGGGAGGUUAAAUCUUCAACAUCCUGAGAGAGAAGAAUGCAUUAAAGAAAUCAGUGAAGCUGCUCGGGAGUGGGGUUUCUUUCAGGUUGUUAAUCAUGGGAUUUCAAAGGAGUUGCUAGAGAGCAUGCAGUUUGAGCAAACGAAAGUGUUCUAUAAACCUUUUGUGAAUAAGUCUACACAAUUUGACUUCAGUUUAUCAGACAAAACCUACAGGUGGGGGAAUCCUUCUGCUACCAAUCUGAGGCAACUCUCAUGGUUAGAAAGCUUUCAUUUUUCUCUGACAGAUGUAUCAAAGAUGGACCAGCACAAAAGUCUGAGAUCAAUGAUCGAAGCUAUUGCAACAAGAAUGGCCCACCUUGCCGAAAGCUUGGGGGAAAUCCUGGCCUGCAAACUGAACAUGAAAGCCAGCUAUUGCCGAGAGAAUUGCUUGACAAAAAGUUCUUUCAUUCGACUGAAUAGAUAUCCUCCAUGCCCUAUAUCUUCGAAGGUGUAUGGCCUAAUGCCUCACAGUGACACUAGUUUGCUUACCAUCGUAUAUCAAGACCAGGUUGGGGGAUUGCAAUUGAUGAAAGAUGGAAAAUGGGUUGAUGUCAAGCCUAAUCCACGAGCUCUUGUUGUUAAUAUUGGCGACUUAUUUCAGGCACAGAGCAAUGACAUUUACAAAAGCAUUAAACACCGAGUGGUGGCGGCUGAAAAGGUUGAGAGGUUUUCUAUUGCAUUUUUUUAUUGCCCCUCUGAGGAGGCAGUGAUACAAAGCAAUAUCACGCCACCCAUGUACAGGAAAUUCACUUUGAAGGAGUAUAGACAGCAGAAUGAGAAAGAUGUCAAGCAAACAGGCGAUAAAGUGGGCCUCUCCAGAUUUCUUCUUUAGAAGAAUAUAUAUUGAAAAAUAUUUAUCUUUUAAAGGAUUGUUAUUUUAGUUAAAAUAAUUGUAUUUCAUUUAAAAUUUAAAUUAAAAAAAAACACUUAC